AAAGAAUUUAUUGGGGAAGGACAGUAAGGACCUGGGGAAUACAAAGAGGCAUAGAGAGAGCCAUGAGAAAGGGCAUGCACAGGAAUAGAGAGAGUAAACUCGGGUAGAAAGAAAGAGAGAGGGAGGGCAAGGGAGAGAGACAUCUGGAAUGGUUGGAGACCUUUUUACAAACUCACCACUCCUGGCUAUGUGGUGACAUUGGUUGUGAUAGGUUUUGACGUAGGUUCUUCCAGGGCAGACAAGUAGAAUUCUCUGUCAGCUACCACUUCCUGAAACCUUAACACCUCUUAAGUCAGAAGGGCCACCACUCACCUCCAGCUCAGAACUACCAGUCUCUCUCUCCCCAGCUUCAGCUCUGCCUGCUGUUUGGCCUGCUCUGCCUCAAGAAAGGCACCAUGCUGCUCUGGAUGGUUCUCCUGCUCUGUGAGUCCAUGGCUGAAGCUCAAGAGUUGUUCCCAAAUCCUGAGCUGACAGAAUUCACCAAUUCAGAGACGAUGGAUGUCAUCCUGAAGUGUACCAUAAAGGUGGACCCCAAGAAUCCAACUUUACAGCUCUUUUACACUUUCUACAAGAACAACCAUGUCAUUCAAGACAGGAGUCCCCACUCAGUAUUUUCUGCAGAAGCCAAGGAGGAAAACUCUGGGCUCUACCAGUGUAUGGUGGACACUGAGGAUGGCUUAAUUCAGAAAAAAAGUGGCUAUCUGGAUAUCCAGUUCUGGACUCCUGUAUCCCAUCCUGUGCUCACUCUGCAACAUGAAGCCACUAACCUUGCUGUAGGAGACAAGGUGGAGUUCCUCUGUGAGGCCCACCAGGGCUCCCUUCCAAUCUUUUACUCAUUCUACAUUAAUGGAGAAAUCCUAGGGAAACCCCUGGCUCCCUCUGGCAGAGCUGCCUCCCUCCUCGCCUCAGUAAAGGCAGAGUGGAGUACCAAGAACUAUUCCUGUGAAGCUAAAAACAACAUCUCCAGAGAAAUAAGUGAGCUCAAGAAGUUCCCCUUGGUUGUCUCAGGUACUGCCUGGAUCAAGAGCAACAUGCUACCUAUCUGGCUACCUGCAAGCCUGCUUGGAGGGAUGGUCAUUGCGGCUGUGGUUCUAAUGUAUUUCUUCAAACCCUGUAAAAAGCAUGCCAGACCUGAGACGCCCACCCUAAAAGAGCCAGUAAGGAGGAAUCCCUGCCCUUUUCUCAUCCUUUGUCCUGCCUCCCUAUCUGCCUCCCUGUACUGACCUAACUUUCCUACAGGACAGUUUUCUAUAUGUAUCGGUUGAUAAUCAAAGAUAUAAAUGAGAUUCCCACCAAUGAUUUGGAUUCAAAAACCAGGACCUGCCAAGAUCCCCUUGGUCUUUAGGAUCAUGCUCUGUGUUAGUGCAAUGUCUUCCUCCAACAUACACUCAACUCCAGCUCCCAGCCUCCACCCUCCAGCACUCAGCAGUGGCUCCAAGUUCUCCCUGCAGGUCACCCAGUUCCUAGCCCAGCAGUGAGAAAGCCCAUUUGCCCUAUUCCUGGCCAGGGCUCCUGAACUGUGGGUUCUCUUCUGAGCGGGAAACCAAACAAUGGUGUGGGAAUGAACAAUUUCCACCUUGAUACAUACAUAUACACAUGCCUACACACAAACAAACACACAUACACACACACUUCCAGAUGUAACAUUGUACACAGAGCCACAGUUAUCUUCUUUAAGUACAAAAGGAAAAGGGUUUUCACCUCCAGAUAGACAGAUGAUAGAUACACAGACACACAAGACAGAUAGAUGAUAGAUAACAUAUAGAUUAGAUAGAUAAUAGAUAGAUGGUAGAUAGGUAGAUGGAUGAUAGAUAGAUGAUAGAUAGAUAGAUAGAUAGAUAGAUAGAUAGAUAGAUAGAUAGAUAGAUAGAUAGAUAGAUAGAUAAUAAGUAACAUGACAGAUAAGAUGAUAGAAAUAAGACACGAUAACUAAAUACAGAUAAAUAUGUAUGUAUGCUUGUGGAUGAAUGGACAGAGAGAAUUUUAUAUAGAAAGAAAAUAUACUUGCCUUUAUCCUGAAAGGAAAGCACAAAACCUUGACUACAAGACUAACAGGCCUCUGGGAAGUUCAGCAAGACCAAGGUGUACCCAUAAAUGGGCUGCCCAUACAAUAUCAUAGAAUCUUGAUAAGGGAUCAGAGCUGUGAAGGCAGAAAUAACUCUGCCUUCACCUGCAAUUCUCAGCAUGCCCAGUUCAGAAACAGACCUCAGCUCACCCAAAGCUCCAGACUACUGAGUGCCCCAGAAAAGUCACUCACUGAUGUCUUGUAUUUUAAAAGUGGUUGUAAAAUACAGUGUGUUAAAAGGAAUAUGUCCAUUUGUUUUGUGUUGCUCCUUCCGCUCAUUAACAGUACCUGGCAGUUUGGUGUUGGUUUGAGGUGUCCACACUCAGUAAAGGAUGCCCCCCUUAGGCCCUGGCCCAGCCUUCCUGGUUCCUGUUCUAAAUCACAGACAGCAGAGUCUGACACCAGACCCCUCCUGCCUUGCCUAUGAAAGAAACAUCAAUGUUGUCUUCCAGGCAGCACCACAGACCUGCUAACCUCUUCUAUAGUGGCUCCCCAUGCUCUUCAAUAUCAACAGUAUCAUGGUUACCUGGGUACUUAAUAGAAAUGCAGCUGUAGAGACCCAACCCCAGAUUUUGUUAGAUCAAAAUAUGCAUUUCUAUAAGAUCCCUGGGCAAUUUGCAAGUACUUCCAAGGGACUUAUCUGUUUCCAAGAGACUCUAUGGAAGUCCCUACCCCAUUCCAUCCUUGCCACAUCAGCCAUCUAGUUCAGGACCAGGAAACACCAAGCCCCUCAUGGCCACUUACCAGACAGCCUGCUGAGAAGACUGAACAGCUCAAGCCAGAACAACUAUAGGCACAGGACCUCCACGGGCCAGCCAGAGUGUACUUGCAGACCCCAAACCAUUGCUACUCCCUCAAAAAAAAAACUACCCCCUCAUAUAAAGAUCAAAACACCAAAGUGUCAGCUCCAGGAGGAAAAGUGUGGCUAAUGCUCUGGAUGCCUCCAGCCCUUCCAGCGCUUCCCAGGGAGCACAGACAGCCUCCUUCCUGAGUUGUCUGUCCACUUCCCAUUCUUACUCUGCCAGGAACCCCGACUACUGCCAGCCUGAAUUGCUUUCAAGAAAUCUGUGACAAGCACAAAAAUCACAGCAAAUAUUUAGAAAGUUUUCUAGCAAUCGGACAGUAAUUGUAUGUUUGUUUAAUAGAAUCAUAAAAUUAGAGUUUGUCGUUUGUAAGUAUGCCUUUUUUUUUAUUCUGGAUUUUCUAGUAAUUUGCUUUUAUUAUAGUCUACAGAAAUACAGGUCCACAAUGGGUUGGAAAGGAAAACAGGUUGUUUGGCUCAGAUGACAGAGAAGCUACAAACAAACACACACACACACACACACACAAAUACAUACACACAAACACAUGUGCACACACAU
Mus musculus (house mouse) is the source of this 3426-nucleotide messenger RNA. RefSeq names its product Fc receptor-like 6 (gene Fcrl6). Gene Ontology annotation, cellular component: plasma membrane. The coding region runs from base 396 to 1223 and encodes 275 amino acids. The transcript has 6 exons. The record is from RefSeq and is a predicted model, not a curated record. Lineage: Eukaryota; Metazoa; Chordata; Mammalia; Rodentia; Muridae.